Ananas comosus (pineapple) is the source of this 1065-nucleotide messenger RNA. Its product is annotated as transcription factor MYB30-like. The transcript has 5 exons. Gene Ontology annotation, biological process: regulation of DNA-templated transcription. The coding region runs from base 1 to 1044 and encodes 347 amino acids. The record is from RefSeq and is a predicted model, not a curated record. NCBI's taxonomy places the organism in Eukaryota, Viridiplantae, Streptophyta, Magnoliopsida, Poales, Bromeliaceae. Gene Ontology annotation, molecular function: DNA-binding transcription factor activity; sequence-specific DNA binding. Gene Ontology annotation, cellular component: nucleus.
AUGGCGGCGACAAAGAUGAGGUGUGAUGCACGGUCGGUGGCGAAGACAAACUGCGUCGCGUGGUUGGAGUCGAGAUUGGAUGCUCCUCAUCUGACGAGGAGAAGAAGAGAAAAAGGGAGCAGAGAAGAGAAAAGAAGGGUCGGAAUGACAAGGCUAGCAAGACAAAUAACUCCAAAUCGAUCCAUCCUUUUCCACCUCAUAGCUAGUAUUACACUAUUACUCUCUCACCUCUCUCUCUCUAGAUUAUAUAUAUACAUACAUCAAUAUAAAUUCUUUAUCUCCUACUACCUUAAAAGUGUGAGUACCUUACUAAUAAAGCAAAGUAAAGAAGAGAUCAUGGAACUUAGGAGAGGUCCUUGGACAGUGGAUGAAGACCUUAUGCUCAUCAACUACAUCGCCAACCACGGCGGAGGCCAAUGGAACUCUCUCGCCCGCUCUGCAGGUCUGAAACGAACUGGAAAGAGCUGCAGGCUUCGAUGGCUCAACUAUCUACGGCCGGACGUCCGGCGCGGCAAUAUCACUCCCCAGGAACAGCUGCUCAUUCUCGAGCUCCACUCUCUAUGGGGAAACAAGUGGUCCAAGAUAGCACAACACUUGCCUGGAAGGACCGACAACGAAAUAAAGAAUUAUUGGAGGACGAGAGUGCAAAAGCACGCGAAGCAGCUCAAUUGCGAGGUCAAUAGCAAGAAAUUCCGCGAUACCGUCCGGUACCUCUGGAUCCCCCGCCUUGUCGAGCGCAUUCGGGCAGCGUCGAGCAGCGCGAGCUGUCCUAUCGCUACAUUUUCCAGCUCAUAUAAUUCUGCUACCGUCACCGCCACUGCCGCCGCUGCCACACGGUUCUCCUCACCUACUGUGUCGGAAUGUGUCACGGAUUGCUACUCUGGUUCAACAUCCGCACAGGGAGAUGACGCGAUUCGUGAGGAGAGUAUUAUGUGUGGUGGAUUAGAUGAGUCCAUAUUUAGCCAGAGGGAUUAUGAUAAUUACGCGGGAUUAGUAGAAUGCAAUAACUUGUGGAGUGUAGAGGGCUACAACUGGAACUUUUAAUAGAAUUUACACUUAUUACUA